AUGAGUUUCACCGGCGACGGCAGCAAAUUAUGCCACGUUUUAGCUAUGCCAUUUCCGGGAAGAGGACAUAUCAACCCCAUGCUAAGCUUCUGUAAGAUCCUAGCAUCACGAAGACCAGAAAAAAUUCUCAUAACCUUUGUAAUCACUGAAGAGUGGCUCGGCUAUAUCGGCGCCGAUCCAAAGCCGGAAGCCAUCCGCUUCGCUACUAUUCCCAACGUCAUCCCAUCGGAGCGUGAGAAAGUAGCCGAUUUUCCCGGCUUCUAUGAAGCUGUCAUGACGAAGAUGGAAGAGCCAUUUGAGCGGCUUCUUGAUCAGCUUGUAUCUCCGGUGGAUGUGAUCGUCGGCGACGUCGAGCUGCGGUGGCCUGUUGCUGUUGCGAAUCGGAGGAAUAUUCUAGUGGCUGCGUUUUGGACCAUGUCGGCGUCGUUUUACUCUAUGCUACAUCACCUUGAUGUUUUCUCACGUGACCAACACUUAACGAUUGGUACACUUGGUGAGAAAACAGAGAACAUUUCAGGUAUUUCUUCACUUCAUAUGGAAGGCCUUUUAACUGUUGUUCACAAAACGGAUGACCGAGCAAUGCAGCUUGCAUUAGAAUGCAUAUUUUCAGCAUCCAAAGCAAAUUAUCUUUUGUUCACCACAGUUCAAGAAUUAGAGGCUGAAACAAUUGAUACCCUUAAAGAUAUAUUCUCCUUUCCCGUCUAUCCUAUCGGUCCUGCAAUACCGUAUUUAGAACUCGAAAACACGGAUCAUAGCCAUGACUAUAUAAAAUGGCUAGAUUCUCAACCCGACGGAUCAGUAUUAUACAUUUCCUUAGGUAGUUUCCUUUCGGUAUCCAAUGCUCAAAUGGACGAAAUUGUUGAAGCGCUAAACAAUACUGGAAUUCGAUACCUAUAUGUUGCUCGCGGCGAAGCAUCGCGAUUAAAAGACAAGUGUGGAGAUAAAGGCAUGGUGAUACCGUGGUGUGAUCAAUUAAGAGUAUUGUCACAUUCUUCUAUAGGUGGAUUUUGGAGCCAUUGUGGAUGGAAUUCAACUUUAGAAACUGUUUUUGCUGGAGUACCAAUUUUGACAUUUCCACUUUUCUUAGAUCAAUUUCCUAAUAGUAGUCAAAUUGUUGAUGAAUGGAGAAAUGGAUGGAAGAUAGAGGUAUCGUCAAUGUCAGAGAAUGAAGUGAUUCUUGUAAAAGAAGAUAUAGAAGUGCUUGUUGAGAAGUUUAUGGAUCUUGAAAGUCAAGAGGGAAAAGAAAUUAGAGAUAGAGCAAGAGAACUUAAGACUAUGUGUCAUAAAGCUAUUGGUAAAGGUGGAUCUUCGUAUAAGAACAUCGACGCAUUUUUUAAUGACAUUUCAUUUCAAGGUCACUGA
Messenger RNA from Vicia faba (fava bean), 1362 nucleotides. Lineage: Eukaryota; Viridiplantae; Streptophyta; Magnoliopsida; Fabales; Fabaceae. The record is from the annotation of a GenBank genome assembly.